CAUCAAUAUCCCGCGAUCUGUUGAGGAAUUGUCGGUCCCGGAGGAUAACACAACGGACAAUUCCUGGAUUCGAAUGGGAUGUCCCUGAUAUCCCACCAGAAUCUUGUUGUGUUCCCCUCUUCGAGUGGACUUUACUUACUGGGCCGUCGCUCUCCUUCAAAGCGAGCCAUCAGCAUAUCUUUACUGAGCACCGCUAACCCUCACCCAGAGCCCCCGUCUCCGAAUUCUCUCAUAAAUCACAAUGGUUACCAACGGCACCAACGGGACCAAUGGGUCUGGGAAGCACUACAACGAGGGGACCUUCCUCUUCACCUCCGAGUCCGUCGGUGAGGGUCACCCCGACAAGAUCGCCGAUCAGGUCUCAGAUGCCAUCCUCGAUGCCUGCUUGUCCGAGGACCCUCUCUCCAAGGUUGCUUGCGAGACGGCCACCAAGACCGGCAUGAUCAUGGUCUUCGGUGAGAUCUCCACCAAGGCCAAGCUCGACUACCAGAGGGUUGUCCGCGAUGCCGUCAAGGGCAUCGGUUACGAUGACUCCUCCAAGGGCUUCGACUACAAGACCCUCAACUUGCUCGUCGCCAUUGAGGAGCAGUCCCCGGAUAUCGCGCAGGGUCUGCAUCUCGAGGACCGCCUUGAGAACCUCGGUGCUGGUGACCAGGGCAUCAUGUUCGGCUAUGCCACCGACGAGACCCCCGAGCUGUUCCCCCUCACUCUCCUUUUCGCCCACAAGCUCAACGCUGCCAUGUCGGCUGCGCGCCGCGACGGUUCCCUGCCUUGGCUGCGCCCCGACACCAAGACCCAGGUCACCAUUGAGUACAAGCACGACAACGGCGCUGUUGUGCCCCUCCGUGUCGACACCGUCGUCGUUUCUGCCCAGCACUCCGAGGAUAUCACCACCGAGAAGCUGCGCAAGGAGAUUCUGGAGAAGAUCAUCAAGGCCACCAUCCCGGCUAAGUACCUGGAUGACCGGACCAUCUACCACAUCCAACCUUCCGGCCUCUUCAUCAUUGGCGGCCCUCAGGGUGAUGCCGGUCUGACCGGCCGUAAGAUCAUCGUCGACACCUACGGCGGCUGGGGCGCCCACGGUGGCGGUGCCUUCUCCGGCAAGGACUUCUCCAAGGUCGACCGUUCGGCUGCCUACGUCGGCCGCUGGAUCGCCAAGUCCCUCGUCGCUGCCGGCCUCGCUCGCCGCGCUCUCGUCCAGCUCUCGUACGCCAUCGGCGUUGCUGAGCCCCUCUCGAUCUACGUCGACACCUACGGCACCUCGGAGAAGACCUCGGAUGAGCUUGUCGAGAUCAUCCGCGCCAACUUCGACCUGCGCCCCGGUGUCAUCGUCAAGGAGCUGGACCUGGCCAAGCCCAUCUACCUCCAGACGGCCAAGAACGGCCACUUCGGCACCAACCAGAACUUCAGCUGGGAGAAGCCCAAGGCCCUCAAGUUCUAAGUGGGAAACCAUGUCGCAGAAGAUUCAACUUCUCUCUGCUGAUACGAUCCCGCUCGUCUCCGGACGAUUUCCCUUUCUUCAUCUUUUUACUCAUCAUGGCAUAUGAAUGGAUAAGCAUUACUGGCGUACGGUUCUCAACAAACCUGGGUGGGCGGAUAGACUUAUAUCCUUGUCAUUUUCACGUU
Molecule: messenger RNA, 1626 nt
Organism: Chaetomium fimeti
Lineage: Eukaryota; Fungi; Ascomycota; Sordariomycetes; Sordariales; Chaetomiaceae
Product: S-adenosylmethionine synthetase
Exons: 3
Coding region: 242-1441 (399 amino acids)
Biological process (GO): S-adenosylmethionine biosynthetic process
Cellular component (GO): cytosol
Molecular function (GO): methionine adenosyltransferase activity; ATP binding
Source: RefSeq, a predicted model, not a curated record